GCUUUACAUUCUCUCACACACACCAUGACUACUCCUAAAACAUCAGUGACUCCAAGUACUUUAACUCUCGAUAUGAACGAUUCGCGUACCUUGACACAAAGACGUGGCACACUCAAGGGUAAACUCACGUUGUUCGCUAAAUAUGUCGCUACGCUUAAUCAGGCUAAUUUAACGAAUAUCCAAAAAGUUGAGUUACAAUUACGCAUAAAUAAUGCCGCGAGCUAUUAUCAAGAUUUCGAUGUCGUUCAAACUAGAAUCGAGGAGUUAGCAGAUCCGAGUGACCUUCCUAAGCAUUUAGAUUACCGCGAAGAGUUCGAGGGGCAAUAUUAUCAGACAGUGGCCGCAGCGUCCGAAUUAGCUGACGUUGGCAACAGUCUCGUUGUUGCUAACGGCAGCGCCGCUGCCCCUGCCAGCACAGAUUCCGUGGGUUAUAAGGUUAAAUUACCUACAAUAUCACUCCCCACCUUCGACGGUUCGUACGAGCAUUGGUUAGGGUUUAGGGACACGUAUACUUCUCUGAUACACGAUUCUAAGGACCUGGGUGCCAUACAAAAGUUCCAUUACCUGCGCGCAGCCUUAACCGGCACCGCUUUGCAAGUAAUAAAGUCCUUGGAAUUUUCAGCAGAGAACUAUACGACCGCGUGGGAGCUUCUCGAAAACCGUUUCAAUAAUCAUAGGUUACUAACACACAAUUACGUAAAGUCACUUUUUAACACGCAAUCAUUAAAUAAGGAAUCUGCUACACAGAUUAGAAGGCUGAUUGACUCUGUGCUACGUUCCCUUCGUGCCCUAAAGACCCUAGGAGAACCUACGGAUUCCUGGGACACGUUAGUCAUUUAUUUAAUUGUCACGAAACUAGACGCAUCUACGGAACGCGAGUGGGAGGAGCACAAGGGCUCAAUCAACUUUAAUCGGCAAGAUUCUACCUCUCACAUUAAGCUAACUGAUUUGAUUACUUUUUUACAAAAUCGUGCAGAUAUGUUGGAAUCUAUUUCGGCUAAUCAUUCCAAAAAUACGCACUCAAAUUCGCAUGACACUAAAAAGCCAUCAAAUCAGUCACAAUCACACAAUUUAAACGCAACGCAUAGCUAUGCUUCUAGCUCCACAGUUUCACAGUCACACAUAAACAAAUCCAGUUCCAAACGCACUUCGCCUCGCAUUUGUCAAAUGUGCAGCGCUAAUCAUCCGCUUUAUUCGUGUAAUAGUUUCCUUGAUUUAACUGUUCCCGACAAAGUUAAAUUGAUUGAAGAUAAGAAACUAUGUCACAAUUGUCUUCGCGCUGGUCACACAGUUGACAACUGCUUUUUUGGCCCGUGUAGGAUCUGCCAGAAAAAACAUAAUAGCUUGAUACAUAGCUUGAGUAGUGACAGUGACGGUGCAUCAGCUUCGGCUGGCAAUGUAAACAACAAGCCACCGACAAGCGCUGUCCCCGCCACCUCGACUCAUCACACUCUUACACUUAAUUCGCACACACUCUCACCGCCGUUAAAACCGGUAUUAUUAUGUACUGCAAUAGCAGUAGUUGCCGAUAGCAACAAUAAAUUACAUAGGGCUAGAGUUUUUCUUGAUAAUGGCUCAGAACACAGUUAUGUCGCACAAUCUUUUAUAGAUAAAUUAAAAACGCCUUUAGUACAGUCCACUUACAAUAUUUCAGGGUUAAGUAAAUUAAUCACGCAAACCACACACUCGUGUCAACUUAACCUACAGUCUAUUACAGGUGACUACCAUGCACGCAUCAAUUGCAUGGUACUCCCUGUCUUAACGGAACCGCUGCCGACAGCAGCAAUAAGCGCGCAUUCCAUUUGCAUUCCAGAUAAUAUUCAACUCGCGGACCCUAAUUAUUUCAAAUCGUCAGAUAUUGAUAUAUUGUUAGGCGGUGAUUAUUUCUGGGGCUUGUUAAAUAAGGAUCGUAUUCCUCUCGCAGAAGGGCCUUAUUUACAAGAUACUAAACUUGGUUGGAUCGUCGUGGGUCCGAUUAAUAAUAAACGCAUUAAAUUAAAUAAAACUACUUGUCAUUUCACGCAAACUUUAGACGCACAAUUAAAACAGUUUUGGGAGCUCGAGGAGGUUCCUAAGAUAGGAGACGGACUGACUGACGACGAACGCGCCUGUGAACAGCUGUUCGCUUCGACUACGCAACGCGAUAAAGAUGGUCGUUUUUUGGUACGUUUACCCUUAAAGGAAUCUGCUGAUGCGCUCGGCGAUACCUACGAUAUAGCUAGGAGUAGGUUCUUAUCUUUAGAACGCAAACUCGAGCGUCUCCCGGAGCACAAAAAAAUGUACUGCGAUUUUAUGCGCGAAUACAUUGAGCUAGGGCACAUGUCACUUAUACACACAUACACAAAGCCUUAUUGCUUUCUUGUACACCACUCUGUGUUAAAGGAUAGUCUCACUACACGCUUAAGGGUUGUUUUUAAUGGGUCAAUGCCCACUAGUUCUGGGAAAUCCCUGAACGAUUUGCAAUUAGUCGGGCCGACCAUACAAAACGAUAUUUUUUCUAUAUUGUUACGUUUUCGCGAGCAUAGAUACGUUGCCUGCGCAGACGUAGCAAAAAUGUACAGGCAAAUCCUUAUUCAACCAGACCAACGGAACCUUCAACUAAUUUUGUGGCGAGAGAACCCUUCGGAGCCGCUAAAUAUUUACCAACUUAACACGGUAACUUUUGGUACUUCUUCUGGGGCCUUUCUGGCCAUCCGCUGUCUCAAUCAGCUGGCAAAAGAAUGUGCUGACGAAGCGGUCUCUCGCACUAUACUAGAAGACUGCUACGUAGAUGACCUAAUUACAGGAAAUAAUGAUAAACACGUUUUAAUUGAUAUCUGUGAAAAGGUCACCGACGUACUGCAGUCAGGCUGUUUCCCACUCCGAAAAUGGGUGUUUAACUUUGACGUUUCGCAAUUUUCCUCGUCAAAAAUUACGUCACGUGAAUUGUGUUUAGGCGAUAACUGUCAAAGUAAAACACUCGGCUUAGGAUGGACUAACAACACUGACGAAUUUCAUUACACGGCAAAAAUACAACAGGAUAAUAAUAACGAACCUAUAACAAAGCGCAAAAUAUUAUCAGUCAUUUCACAAAUGUAUGACCCUCUCGGGCUACUUUCGCCAGCCAUAAUCAUUGCAAAAAUUUUACUCCAAAAACUAUGGCUUUGCCGCUUAGAUUGGGACUCGGAAGUGCCUGAGGAUGUCGCAUCAGCCUGGCGUACAUACAUACUCACACAUACACAACACAUACAUAGCCUCCGCAUUCCUCGUUAUGUAAUGAAUGCGUAUGCGCACUGCACACAGUUGCACUUUUUUUGUGAUGCUAGUCAAGCGGCCUAUGGGGCCUGUGCAUAUGUGCGUACGCUUUCGGGAGAUAAUAAUGAGGUCAUUACAGUGCAUCUGUUGUGUUCUAAGAGUAAAGUCGCUCCCUUGAAAUCCGUCAGUAUCGCGAAACUUGAAUUGCUAGGCGCGCUGUUAGCCGCUAGGUUGUACUCAAAAAUAAUGAAAUCGCUUAAAGUGAAAUUCGAUUCUGUUUAUUUUUGGUGUGAUAGUACAAUCGUUCUUGGGUGGAUCCGAAUGUCACCCCACACGCUUAAAACGUUUGUUCAAAACAGAGUGUCGGAAAUAAACGAGUUAACCGGGAGCGCGCAGUGGUUACAUAGUGAACACAUACGAUUACUGCAUGCUCCACCUAGUCUUCUGCUUGCUACUAUCAAAGACUGCUGGUGGCCUCUCGGAGGCACUAAUUUAGCAAAGCGUGUGGUACGCACCUGUGUAACCUGCAUCCGCAUGAAGGCGAAAACGUUUGCACCUAUUAUGGACCCAAACGACCUUUCCGCAUUAACUCCAGCGCAUUUCCUUAUUGGCCGACCGCUGACAGCGCCGCCCUACAAGGACUUGACGACAGAGACGGGUCGGCUCCCACGCUACAAGAUGCUGGAGAAAAUGCGACAACACUUUUGGCAGCGGUGGUCAAAACAAUAUAUUUCUGAGCUUCAAACCAGAACGAAGUGGCAGACUCACGGCCAGGAUAUCGUUCACAACUCCCUAGUUCUGGUCAAGGAAGAUAAUCUACCACCCCUCAAAUGGCGUUUGGGACGGGUGGUAGCUUUGUUCACAGGAAACGACGGAGUUUCUCGCGUCGCUGACGUAAAAACAGCGAGCGGGGUCAUACGCAGGGCUUUCACUAAGCUUUGCCCUCUCUUGAUGCCGCCAGAGAGUGAAGCUGCGCCAACCCCAUCCACAUCACCACAACCACAUUGA
Cydia pomonella (codling moth) is the source of this 4242-nucleotide messenger RNA. RefSeq lists its product as uncharacterized. Lineage: Eukaryota; Metazoa; Arthropoda; Insecta; Lepidoptera; Tortricidae. The coding region runs from base 25 to 4242 and encodes 1405 amino acids. The transcript is spliced from 3 exons. The record is from RefSeq and is a predicted model, not a curated record.